CGUUAGUUGACGAAAUCAAAAUGGCGUCUUUCAUGGGAUAGUGCAUAUAUCCGCCGCACAUAUUCGAGACUUGGAAUAAUAAUCGUGAUAACGACAUUAUAUCAGUGAUAUAAACUGUUUGUGGACUUUUACUUAGUGUUAAAGUGUUUAUAUUUGUUCAAGAAAGUUAUUAAAGUGACAUCGUCGCUGAACACAAGUUUCCGCUAAGGUGAAUGGGAGGCAGCGCAGGAUGACAUCUGGCGGCUGAGGCGCCGCGCGCCGCCGACACGCGCACAACAACAACAUGUCGUUCUUUAACAAUCUUAAAAAGGUGCUGCACCUCGGUAGCGGAAAUGACGCGAAAAAGAAAAAGGUGUUUAGCAACAUCCGGGACAACAGCGACCCUAAUGAACACUGGGAUAUGAUAGGUGAACUCGGAGAUGGCGCAUUCGGCAAGGUAUACAAAGCACAGCACAAGAGCACAGGUCAGCUCGCCGCUGCCAAGAUGUGUGUGCUUGACAACGAAGAUGACCUGGCUGACUUCACGGUGGAGAUAGACAUUCUUAGCGAAUGUCGACAUCCGAAUGUAGUCGAGUUACACGAAGCAUAUUUCAUUGAUAAUAAAUUAUGGAUGUUGCUGGAAUACUGCGACGGUGGUGCCCUAGAUUCAGUAAUGGCGGAACUGGAGAAGGGUCUGAACGAGGCGCAGAUAGCUUACGUGUGCCGCGAGAUGUGCCGCGGGCUGCAGUUCCUGCACUCGCGACGUGUUAUACAUAGAGAUUUGAAGGCGGGGAAUGUACUCGCUACUAUGACGGGCGGAGUUAAAUUAGCUGACUUCGGUGUGUCGGCAAAGAACAAGUCGACACUGCAGAAGCACGACACAUUCAUCGGGACGCCGUACUGGAUGGCUCCUGAAGUGGUACUCUGCGAGACAUUCAGAGAUCAUCCUUAUGAUUUCAAGGUGGACAUCUGGUCGUUGGGCAUCACGCUGAUCGAGUUCGCACAGAUGGAGCCGCCGAACCAUGAGAUGACACCGAUGAGAGUUCUCCUCAAGAUACAGAAGAGUGACCCUCCCGCCCUCGACCAGCCCUCGCGCUGGUCAAAACCCUUCAAUGACUUCAUCGCUAAAGCUCUAGUCAAGGAUCCAGAAAAAAGGCCAACAUCCAGCGAACUAUUGAAACACGAGUUCGUCAGCGGCGAAUUGGAUUCUAAACCCCUCAGAGACUUGCUGCUGGAGUACAGAGCUGAAGUCGUCGAGGAGGAGCUAUUGGAUGAUGACUCUGAGGAGCAUCGCAGCUCCCAGAUGCACAUGGAGAUAGAAGAUGACUCGACGUCUGUGCGCUCGGGCGAGACGCCGGACAUCAAGAUGUCGGAGGAGCCAUCGGCGGGUACUCCGUCCCCGCCGGGUGCUUCGCGUAUAUUUUUGUUACUCCCCGCCCCCCGCACGCCCAAGAAACAGCCCGCCCCGCCUCCUCCCGCCGCCGCAGCCGCUGGAAGACAUAUUGUCGAUCAGGUAUGCAGAGAAGCUGAAAAAGUUGUUGAACAAAAAACAGAUAAAAUAACAGAAAAAUUACAUAUCAGCGAAAUAAAACCAAAGCAAGAUAAUAGACUGAAUAAAUCAACAGAAGAGAAGAUUAAUACAGAAAUAAGAGUGACAGAGAGAGAUAAAGAACGUUCUAAAUCAACUUCCACGAAUUUAGAUAGAGUAGUAGAGACGAGUAGAGUUACCGCAGAAGUUAAUAGAAUAGAAAGAGAGAAUAGAUCAAGGUCUGUGGAUGAUAAAGACAGAGUUAGUAUAGAAGUGACGAGAGUUGGACGUUUGGAGAAGAAGGAAUAUUCAAGAUCUAGUUCUGUGGAAGAAGAUAGAGUGCACAAUGCCGUUGAAAUAAGGCCUGUUACUCCGCCAUCAUCCCGGUCACGUGACAUCAGGCCAGCAGUAGCGGCGGUGACAGUGGUGGCUGUCAGUGCUGAGCCAAACUCUUUAGCCGCGUCACCAGCAGGACUGGUCACCGUCACCACCACACAUCCACCAGUAUUGAAUACUUUGACGUUGCCGCCCAACGCAGUAACAAUAUCAACAACACCACCGAUAGCUGAUGAAGUAGUGAUUGUUGGAGCCGGCUCAUCAUCAGACGAUGAUUGCUUCGCACCAUCAUCACUGGACUCACUUGAUUGUGCCAAUUCUUGUAGUGAAAAGAGUCGAGGUCGUCGUCUGGAUAGUAGCGAAGUGUUGAUCCUGAGUCCCGGAGCUGCUGCUGAUUCUGGAGUCUUCGAUGAUAGUGUAGCCAAUGGACUCAAUCUGGAUACAUCUCACGUGUCCGUGGUGACUGUGGGCGCGGAGGAGGUGCGCGUGCGAGACUCCGCAGCUACGCACAUCGCGCUCGCGCCCACGCGCCUCUCUCCUGACAGCUUUGAUAGCAGACGAUCACAAUCAGACAGCGGGUCUGUCGCAUCCGCGUCCUCACGUCGCGGUGCAGACGCGGACUCGUUGGCUACCACCGCCUCGCAUGACUCCGCACCGCAUGCAAUGCCACAUGACACACAAUUAAAUGGUGGCACAAGAGUGAACACAGACAGCCAAGACCUGGAUAAUGGAGAGCAGGUGGUGUUGAGGCGGAACAGACAGGAUCCAUCUAAUCGUAUUCAAAGAUCUAAAGAAGACAUACAUAUAGCAAACUUGAAGAAAAAAACUCGGAAGAGAACGAGAAAGUUUGAAAUAGAUGGAGUCAUUGUCACUACAACUACAUCGAAGGUGAUAUGGGGCGACGAGGAGAGCGGGCGUACAUGGGACGACCACGCGCUGCGCAAACAAGAGCUGAGAGAGAUUAAGAUGCUGCAGAAACAGGAGCAGAAGCAAUUCCAGGACCUCAACGCUAAAGAGCACCAGCUCAGAGAGCAACAGGACAAGAGAUUCGAAGCAGAGCUAGGCAGUCUAGCGCGUGCACACGAAGCUGAGCUAGAAGCGUUAGCGCGCAGUCAGCGUGCUGCAGCUGAACGUGCUGAGCAACAGUUAGAAGCUGAACUGCGCCAGCAGGCGAAACGACUGCGCGCUGAGCACGAGAGAGAUCUGCGCCACUUCAGAGAUACGUUGAAACAGGAGCUCAGGCUUUUGAAGCAGGAAGUGGAGUUAGUUGCUAAAGAGAGGAGAAAGGAGGCGUACAGACAGAGACGUGCCCGGCUGGACGCGGAGCAUGCGGAGAGAGAACGCGCAUUCGUCGCGGCGCUCGCUGACUCCGCAGACGGAGUACUGCGACGUGUACACGAACAUCAUAGGGAGAGGCAGGCACUUGCUGACAGGCAAUACCUGCAGCAGAGGCAACAGAUAAUGCGUACCAGAGAAGCUGCGCUGUGGGAGUUGGAAGAGAAACAGAUACAUGAGAGACAUCAGUUGGCAAAGCGUCAGCUUAAAGAUGAGUUCUUGUUGAGACGACAUCAGAUGCUGGUCAGACAUGAUAAAGAACUGGAGCAGAUUAAAAGAAAGAACACACGUAAAGAGGAGGAAUUAAGCAAAUGUCAGGCAUUAGAGAAACGUUCGUUACCAAAACGUAUCCGCGCGGAGCAGAAAGCACGAGAGAUGAUGUUCAGAGAGUCGCUGCGUAUCGCCGGCACAGCUCAUGAUGAUGACCGUGACAGACUCAAGAAGUUCCAGGAGAACGAGAAACGUAGAUAUAGAGCGGAACAGCAAAGGCUCGCAACCAAACAUGCUAAAGCCAAGGAGGAAUUAAAAGCUGCUGGAGAGGCCCUCCUCCGUGAGCUGGAGCAGUACCAGAAUGAGAAGCGCAAGGCGCUGAUGAACCACGAGAGCAGCAAGAUGAAGUCCGUCGAGGAGAGAUACGCCCUCGAGCUCAAGGAGUGGCGCGCCACCCUCGGUGAUAGGAAGACGAACCUCAUUAGAAGCUUCGAGAAACAACUCGACGAUCACGAGAAGAAAUACGGGAAGACCAUACCUGAUAGAUCUUUGUAUCUUGAAGCUCCCUGGCCGAGGAAUGUUUUACAACAUGUUCUCAGCGCGUAUCAACAAAGAACAUCAUUCAUAGGUUCCUUAUCCAGGUCUAGGACAAGUCUGAACCUAGCACUAUCCAACUCAAAUACACCUAACAUGGACAGAAGACGUUCAGUCAGUCCAAAUAAUGACUACAGGACAUCAAAAUCAGCAGCAUCCAGUGUUUCUAAUACAUCAAAACGUGGGAAAUUAAUUAAAGCUCAAAGAUAUAGUUCUACGUCUAAUUUGAAAUUAGUAUCAGAGAAGAUAUCAGGCUUUUCAGUGUUCCGUGGUUCGGAUGAUGUACGACGUGAGCCAAUUAUGGCUUACGAUAUGAUGGAGAGUAAGAAAAUUGAAGAAGAACCGAGAAAAAGUCUAGAAAGAUCGAAACCUGUACAUAAAAUGCCGAUUUCUGUUAGAAAUAUGAGUCCAGCAAGAGUGAAACCGAAGUUAAAUAGACAAAGUAUGAGUGAACAAGCUUUGUUAGAGAAGAACGAAGAUUUACUAAAGCGAAGUGUUUCACAGCAAAAUUUGAAACAAGAUAUAGCUAUGGAGGCGGUUGUUAUCGAUAUGCCGAUAUCGAAAUACGAUAGUUUUAAAAGUAACAGCACUAUAGAUAGUGUCGAUAUCGAUAAAGAUAGUGAUGCGACACAUUUUAGUAGAUGGGGACCUGUUCGGGGAUCUAAUAGUUAUUCGAACCAAGGCGACAUCCCUGUCAGUCAACUUUCGACUAUGAACUUUAAGGCGGCUCUGGGUACAGACAAGAAUGGACCUCCUGACUCUAUGGCUUAAUUAUACACUUUUUUUUUUUCAUAAAUUCAAUAAGCAUGCUUGUACUUUCAGCCAACGCUUAUCAAAUAUUUCCGUGUUUGCCAGCUGUCAAAAUGAUUUUGACAACUGUCAAAGCUAUUUUGACAGCUGUCACAUUUAAUUUAUUAGCAAUUUUUUAUUACCUUUUUAUAAAUUUGAUGAUAACGCAAACAUAAAUCAGUCUUCUUCUUAAAUAUCAUUGCUUUACCAAAGAUGGCUUCCUUUAAUCAAAUAUUCCUUCCAUUUUGUAUUUGCCAAAAUUUUUAAAUAUUUUGUAAGAUUUAUAAAAUUAAUAUUU
Molecule: messenger RNA, 5069 nt
Organism: Papilio xuthus (Asian swallowtail)
Lineage: Eukaryota; Metazoa; Arthropoda; Insecta; Lepidoptera; Papilionidae
Gene: Slik
Product: Sterile20-like kinase
Exons: 28
Coding region: 284-4753 (1489 amino acids)
Biological process (GO): protein phosphorylation
Molecular function (GO): ATP binding; protein serine/threonine kinase activity
Source: RefSeq, a predicted model, not a curated record